Molecule: messenger RNA, 4959 nt
Organism: Pelobates cultripes (western spadefoot toad)
Lineage: Eukaryota; Metazoa; Chordata; Amphibia; Anura; Pelobatidae
Source: the annotation of a GenBank genome assembly
CCCAGCUUCAGAAACUAUGCAUAUGACCCCAAAUUUACAAGUGCUGGGAGGGGUGGUAUGAGAAGAGAUUGGUCAAUAGUUUAUGUGCAACAGUUUUGCAGACAAAGCAGAAGAAGUAAUGAGGAUCCAAUGCCUUGCACAGAGGGGAAACCUAGCUAAAAGGUAGUCAGCAUCCUACAGAGAGGAGAGAAGCAGGACACGUUACUAUAAACCACUUUAUACUGCUUAUGUAGGCAGAGGUAUGUGCUCCGUUUAUUAUACAGAUUCAUAUACAAGCAUGAAUGUUAUAGUCAUAAAAUUUAAGAUCCAUGGAUUAUAGAUGUUUAAUUGACUGCAUCUAUUAGGGGUUAAAACACCAGGCUAGGUAAUGCAUGAUCACUGCUAUACAAAUCCAAAAACAACAGCACAUUGCCCUGUACUUCAAUCUACUAGUAAAUGGUCUAUUAAUCAGAGAAGUCCAUAAAAUUUGAACAGGCUUCAUACAUAGGGGAAAAACUGGAGUAGUGAUAUUUAUAGGAGAAUGAUGUGACUGCAGAUGGCAGUAAGAUGGUAUGGUGUCAUUACCAUCAAAAUAUUAUGGGUCAAAAUACCCCAGCUGGGGGAAACAAUGACAUUUUUAGUGAGUAAACCCUCUAUUAAUACCCAGAUCAAACAAGUAGUGGUUCAACAUGAUCACAACUCCAGGGUAUGUUCUAUACCAGGGGUGCCCAAAAGGUAGAUCCCCAGAUAUUGUAGAACUACAACUCCCAUGAUGCUUUGCAUGCCUUUAGAAUGACAAAGCAUCAUGGAAGUUGUAGUUUUAAAAUAUUUGAGAAUCUACCUUUUGGGCACCCCGUCCUAUACGAACUCAUUGAAUUCACUGGCACACGUUUGGUUUGUGUGCACAGCAUUGAGUCAAUGAAGCACUACAUUAAGCACAUUAAUUUAAUAUCUAUGUAUUCCUUUUCUGCAGAUAAUAUGGUUUUCUGAUUAAUUUGAUAUAUUUAGGAUUUAUCUGUGAUUGUCCACUCUCCCUCCUCCCCACACUAAGGCCUAGUCCUGUGAAUUCUUUAUAAAAUGCCAUAUAAGGCCCUGUCCUGGUAUAUUUCUGGACAACACUGACCUGUGGGAAAAUAUAUCUGUGGGAAAAUUUUGUGCCCAAGGAUGAACUGGUUAACGGGAGACAUGGUUUUAUUAAGUGUCUUAUCUUUCAUAGUAACUUCGAGUAGGUUUAUAGUAACCGGCGCUUGUGCAGCACCCAGAUAACGAAGAAGAGGCCACUUUGUAUAAUGGUGCUGGGUAUCUAUUCGCCACACUAAAUAAUGAUAUGGAAUAGUUUAUACAUUAACGACCAACUAAGCUUUAGGAUACAGCAAGUUAAAAUCUUGGAAUUUAUAACAAAGCAGGUUACAGUACUUUAAUAGUAUAAACUACUGUAUAUAGUGGCAUUGAGAUUAACGACUGCUUAUUAUGUACAAAUUAAUAUUGAACACAGUUUAUUGCACAGUGAAAUACAAUAUAAUUAAGUGUUCUCAAUAGCGGUACAAUUUCUGCAGAACAAAGCUAAGCAUUUUCUUUAAGGAUUCUGAUGCACACAAUGUAUAUACUGAUAAUACACCACACUGUAGUCUACAUAUGUAUAUUUGACAUCCUGUCCUUUGUAACAUAAACGCAUUAUCUCCAGUCUGAUUCUCAGGCUCAAUCAAGACAACAACAAAAUCCCAUUGUAUAGAACUGUUGAGCAGUAAAAUAAAAUAUACUUAACACAAGCUAGAUUGAAACACUGCACAUCCAGACUAAUUCACACUUGUGUGCCUGGGGCUAGUUGCACCACUGGCAAAUAACAUUGGCAGCCCAGAACUCUAUUCUGGGCUAUCUAAUCUAAUUUAUGUGCAGAUUUUACUCUGUUGUUAGCACAAGUCUUGGGUGUUCCUUCCCUUCAGCCCUCCCACCUCCUGAUCCCAUUGUUUAAAUGUUUUAUAGUAGAUAUGUGCAAUUCAGCCGAAGUUUGGCAAUUCGGACAUUCGGAUGCUUCCGAAUGUCUGAAUUUUCGGAGUGCCGAAUUUCGGAAGCGCCGAACCGAAUUUCUGAAGUAGCGAAUUUCUGAAGUGCUUUGGAUUUCUGAAAAGUGGCAAAACAGGAGAGGGAGAGAAAAUUAAGGGAAUGAUGACAGGAAUCUAACCCUUAAGCCUACUUCUAACCCUAGCCCUAAUCCCACCCCUAUCCCUAACCUAAGAGUAGGGCUAAGUUUAUGGAGUUCGGGUUAAUGUUAGGAGCUAGGGGUGGAGUUAGGAUUAUGGUUAGGGUUAGGAGUAGGGUUAGGGAACUGCCGAAGUCCCGAAUUUCGGAAGUGCAAAACCAAACCGAAGUGCCGAAGUUUCGGACUGAACAGAAUUGCCGAAGUCACGAAUUUCGGAAGUCCGAACUGAACCAAAUUUUUUGCCCAUUCACAUCCCUAUUUUACAGCCUCCUCCCCAAUCCAUCUCCCAGUCCUCUUGCCGGCUCAGAGUGCAUGCACAUGGACUCUGAUCUGGCUAAAAACAAAUGGUAUUGAGUGAAAAACAAUAUAAUUUACUAAUGCAAUUUCUGAUUAUUAUAGUACAGCAUUUAUAAAUACUGAUCAGCUCCAAUUAAUUAUGAACAGACUCUUAUUUAAAAAUACUGAUUUCUAAAAACACUUAUUGUAAUCCAACUUUUGUAAAUAUAUAUAUUUGGGCAUUAAGUCAAAACACUGCACAUCCAGACUCCUACCACCAUGACCACUUCAAAAAGCAGUGGUCAUGGGUGCAGGAGCAACCGUUGUUGGAGUAUUAUUGCUGUUGAGCUUUAUAUACACUCAGGCACACCAACAAUAUGGAGCUCUUAGAAAAGAGUGAUAUUAGCACAGAAAAGAGGAACAGAGGAAUUUGGUCCCAAAAUAGGUGAGGUAUAUAUAACUAAAAAAGAGUUGUAAUGAGAAUGGGCAAAGUGUUAAGACUUUCUUAUUCAUGUUGAUUUCUUUUCCUUAAGGUCUCCUUCAAAUCAUGAAGCGCAUUUCCAGACAUCAUCUGGAUGUGCACCAGUUUCCAUGUCUUCUGUGGCUGUUUCGAAGAUGUCGCCCUCCUUCUACAGGUCCUGAUGCUCUUCCUAAAGGGAAACUACGCUUUCGCUCCAAGCCAGGUGCCUUUGUAUUCCUGGGGAUAUUUCUUGUCCUAGUAGGGCUAACAGUGGCUGUGUUUGGCUACUGGUCCCACAAACCUGAUGGUCCAUCUCCCUCAGCCCCACCACAACCACCUCCAAAACCAUAUGCAGAGAGGCUGAAGCUCAUUGGCCCAGUCAUUAUGGGGGUAGGAUUGUUUUUGUUUAUAUGUGCUAAUACACUUCUCUAUGAAAACCGGGACACAGAGACAAGGCAACUUCUUCAAAACCUGGUUGCUACUCAGGGGCCAAAUCACGGGGUAGAAAUUCCAUCACAGAAUACCUGGGGUGAAAGUUCAGGGGAAUUAGAUAACAGGCGGAACAUAUUAAUAAGAGCACAGUUACUCUGUCCUCCAAUUAAUGAUCUAUCUGGUUCCCUGGUGAGCAUCCACUCGGAUCCAUGCAUUUCCUCUUUACCCCAGGGGGCAGACACAUGGAUUCUCAAGGAAGAAGCAGUAGAGAGAGGUUAUAGCUCUGAAAUGAAGCUAAAUAUGGUACAGAACGGAUCUCUGGAGGUUCCACACAGAGGAACAAAGUGUAGGAGUUGGCCAAGGAUGGAGAGAGCCGAAAAUGGGUACAUAAAGCUGGACAAUGCCACCGAGACAGAAUUAGAGGAGACAACUGAAAGCAGCCAAGAGACUGUGCCUGAGACAACAUAAUCUAGAACUACAGAAUAUGUUUUGCUCCAUCUGAAUAUUACAAAGUUACCAUAAAGUGACGUGACUUGGAUUGUUAUUUGUCAGUCACAUGGCACAGAAACAAAAUAUUUAUGGGAUACAAAGUUUGCUCAUCUCAUCACUGGGUUUCACAGUGGAACUAAAAAUCAAACAGCUGUAUCAUCUGAUUGUACAGACAUGAACAGUGUCGUAGGAGAUGCAUUUGACCUCUAAACCAUAAUAUUUUAAGAUUUAUUUUUUUGUCAACCAGUUCAGCAUAUAAACUUAAAUGGAUUACAAUAAAUGGAUGCAUCAUAAUAAUUUGCAAAUCAUGAUUUUUAUCUCAGAAAAAGUUGUGCUCCCUUUUGCCUAGGGCACUGUGGGAUCUUAAUCCUUCUCUGCCCUGCAUGCCCAAUAUGCACCUGGUAAUGACACUGCCACAGGUGGAAUUACAUCUCCAAAGCACCUUCAGAUAUCUCUAUAUAUGUAAACUGAAAUUAGCACCCUGAGCACUUCAUAUCGCUGAUGAGGUUAUGAUGCUUAGAGUAAGCCUAUAAUUUAUACAUUGUGCUAAUCAAAUAGCAAUACAACUCCCCAACAGUCUCAAGCCUAAUAAAGCUUCACUGCAUUAUUAAUUACAUGAGCGCAUUUCUACUAAAGGACAGUGCAUUUUGGAAGUGUGAUAUAUCCUCCUUUUUGAGCAUACCUUCCACCAAUUACAUGAGUACUGGUCAGCCACACCCCUUUCCAUCCCAGUAUCAUACUUUCCAAUGAUUUUUUUUUUUUUUUUUACAAUCUUUAUUUUGGAUUUUCAUUUUUGUUUGACAAGACAAUGUUGUACAUUUAUGAGAAAGUGAAAUUGAAGAGUUUACAUACAGGUAUUAAGUGAACCAGUAGCAUAACAUAUCAACUUCCCAUACUUAUGCUAUUGCUCAUGAGUUAAGUGGUUUUUGGGUUCAACUUUGUGCACUGUGGAUGCUGAUUCCUACUUUAAGAUCAUGGCCUUCUCCAUGUGUGUUUGCUUAAGGUGUCUCAGUGCUGUUGUAUCAAUGGGAUAGGUGUAAUGAUUGGAAAAGCUAGGUAGGACACGAGGUGGAGUAGAAAAGUAAAAUAGGAGUAGGAAGAGUGAAGGAAUAGAAAAGAAAAA